Molecule: messenger RNA, 1036 nt
Organism: Populus nigra (black poplar)
Lineage: Eukaryota; Viridiplantae; Streptophyta; Magnoliopsida; Malpighiales; Salicaceae
Product: transcription factor WER-like
Exons: 3
Coding region: 81-779 (232 amino acids)
Source: RefSeq, a predicted model, not a curated record
AAUUACUACAUAAGCCUUUCUCAUUAACAAUUAUCUGCCACCCAAUUAUUUUUCAACGAGAGAGAGAGAGAGAGAGAGAGAUGGAAAGCAAAGGAGCAAGGCCUGAAUUCAAGAAAGGUUUGUGGAAACCAGAGGAGGACUUGAUCCUGAAAACAUAUGUAGAGACUCAUGGUGAAGGCAAAUGGUCAACUGUGUCUAAGAGAUCAGGUUUGAUGAGAUGUGGGAAGAGUUGCAGAUUACGAUGGAAGAAUUAUCUAAGACCCAAUAUUAGACGAGGUGGGAUGUCCCAAGAUGAAGAAGACAUGAUAAUUAGAAUGCAUAAGCUUCUUGGCAACCGGUGGUCACUUAUAGCCGGUCGACUUCCUGGUCGGACGGACAACGAUGUGAAAAACUACUGGAAUACCCAUUUAAACAAGAGAUGCCCUUCAAGAAAAAGAAAAACCAUCGACUCCAAACUUGAUCAGAACGACAAUAACACCAAGAAGCAGUACAGAAGCAAGAGAAUCCGUUCACUAAGCAAUUCUCAGCCCACUUGCAACACGAGUCCAAUAGGCAGCACUGAAGAAUUGGAAGGGAAGAACCAAGAGAAAGAAGAGAGAAGUGCUGUGAUCAGUGAUGCAUGGAUAGAACAAGAUGCGCAGAGCAUGAACUCUUGCAUAGAAUCUCCAAUGGUGCUACACAACAAUGCUACUUUUUUCUUUGAAGAUGACCCUUUCCUAACCUACUGGGAUUCCUUUGAUAUGUUUGAAUCAUUAGGCUGUGUUGGUGACUACUGGUAAGGAGACAUAUUUACAGGUGGUCACGCAAUCAGUCAUGCCACAGUUUAUGAUAUCAGACUCCAAGCAUGACCCUGCACCCUGCACCUGAGAUGAUCGCUUCUAAUUAAAAAGUAUGGAUGUGAUUUCUCCGUGGGACAGGAAAAGCUGUGCUAUUUCCUGCACUGUUGAGGAUUAUUCAAUGGAUUCUAAUAUAUAUAUAUAUAAAAUUACCUAUAAUUAUGUUUGAAACAGAUGUAAGGCAAUAUGCCGGUGACUCU